Oryza brachyantha (malo sina) is the source of this 1594-nucleotide messenger RNA. Its product is annotated as nudix hydrolase 2. Gene Ontology annotation, molecular function: ADP-ribose diphosphatase activity; NAD binding; NADH pyrophosphatase activity. The transcript has 9 exons. Lineage: Eukaryota; Viridiplantae; Streptophyta; Magnoliopsida; Poales; Poaceae. Bases 289 to 1365 code for a protein of 358 amino acids. The record is from RefSeq and is a predicted model, not a curated record.
UCGUCUUCGCCCCCGACCACUCCCACCCACCCACGCGGUGAGCCGCUGAUCGAUCGGGAGCCCAAAGCCGACGGCGACGGACGGUGCCCUUCGGCCCGUGCCGUGCGUGCACCGCCGACAACCACGCAAACCGCUCGUCCGGCGAGCGCCGUACGCGCUCGCUGGGCGCUGCCUAAUACAGAAGACGACAGAUGGCGUGGCGUGGCGGCGCGCUGGUUUUGCGGCGGGCGGGCGGGGGGUGGGGUAAAAUAAUCUAAUAAAUCGCGGGGGUGGGAUGCGCUGAGCCAGAUGGCCGCCGCCGCCGCCGCCGCGCACUCGCUCUCCCUCCCACGCGCAGCGCCGCUCCUGCUCCGCCUCCUCUCCUCCCCGCGCCGCCACCCCGCUGCCGCCCGCCGAUUCCGCUGCUCCUCCGCGCCGGCUCAGCCCCACCGACCCGGAGGAGGUGCAGAUAGAAGACUGAGAGGUGAACUGCGCAGCAGAGCCAUGUCGAAUUCCACGAAGUCAACAGCGUUGGCAGAGUCGGUAGUGGCUGGGAGUGAAGGGGAUGUUGAGCUUCUACCCUUUGUGAAUGACAAACAUGGUGGUGUGAUCGUUGAGAUGAUGACCCCGAUGGAUCCCCAAUUGUUCUCAGCUUCCUUGAAAGCAUCAUUGUUAAAAUGGAGGGAGCAGGGAAUAAGAGGUGUCUGGAUAAAAUUGCCCAUCAAUCUUGCCAACCUUAUUCAAUUUGCAGUAGAGGAAGGGUUUUGGUACCACCAUGCAGAGGAAACUUACUUAAUGCUUACAUACUGGCUUCCAGCUACAACACAUACAUUACCUGUGAAUGCUACUCACCGUGUGGGCGUUGGAGCUUUUGUAAUGAAUGACAAAAGAGAGGUAUUGGCUGUCCAAGAAAAGAGCGGUGUACUUCGAGGCCUAGGUGUAUGGAAAUUUCCAACUGGAGUUGUUGAACCAGGAGAAGAUAUAAACAUAGGAGCUGUAAGGGAAGUAAAAGAAGAGACAGGGAUUGAUACAGAAUUUGUCGAAGUUCUUGCCUUCAGGCAGAGCCACAAAGCCUUUUUUGAGAAAUCAGAUCUGUUUUUUGUUUGCAUACUGCGGCCACUUUCCUUUGAUAUUACUAAGCAAGAAUCAGAAAUUGAGGCAGCUCAGUGGAUGCCAGUGGAGGAAUUUGCGGCACAACCAUUUGUCAAGAAACAUGAGCUCGUGAAGUAUAUUCUUGAGGUCGGUUUGGCUAAGGUUGACAAGGACUAUGCAGGAUUUUCACCAAUCCUCAUAAAAUCGGCGUUCACAGACAAAAGAUCGUUCUUUUAUAUGAACAGGAGGGACCUGGACAAGGCCUCAGAAUCCAGUAGUACGCAAAAUGACUGAAAUUUCUUUGUCCGUGGAAACACUGAAGUUUUCUCACUCAUCGUUUUUGUUCGUCAGGCCGGUUUAUACACAACAGAUUUUGACCGAAUGCUGCCUGAUUACACCAUUCCUGUGAUUCAGAAAAAGGGACAGUAAAGCAGAAGUGCAGCUGAAGUUGUUGUACUUGUGAAUUUGUAUUGAAUAUUUGAUAGGCUUACAAUACAAAUAAUGAGAAAAGUUGGUUGGACAA